This is a messenger RNA of Acaromyces ingoldii, 1059 nucleotides long. RefSeq lists its product as hypothetical. The record is from RefSeq and is a predicted model, not a curated record. The coding region runs from base 24 to 995 and encodes 323 amino acids. Lineage: Eukaryota; Fungi; Basidiomycota; Exobasidiomycetes; Exobasidiales; Cryptobasidiaceae. The transcript is spliced from 3 exons.
ACCACGAUCAUCAUCUCAUCGCCAUGCCGCGAGUUGUUCGCGCUCGAAACAUACACGUAUUUUCAGGCGAGGAAGAGAUCGCUGGCUUCUAUCAGCACGGCAAUGUGUCGAAGAGGUUUUUUCGGGCGUGGCUCGACCACGGUUGGCAUUUUUCGACUGGCGACGGCCAAGCCUCGGACUGGGCUUUGCUCCCUCGAAGGUCCGAGAACACCAACGUGCAAUCAAGCGAGCUCGUGUGCGUGGCAUCCGUCGCAGAGCACGACGAGACCAUGGGGGAAGAUGCGAUGAUGCCUUACGGCACCUUCGACGUUGUGGACCGCCCCACCAUGGGUCCCGUCACGCACGCCAAGACCAACAAGGUCUACCAUCGUCGUACUAUGAGCUUUAAUCUCUCAGAGACGGGCCGGCGUGGUCCAAACUUUACAUCACGCAUCCGCGAGCGAGACCAAAGAUGCCUCGUCUCUGGCGUUACAGCGCAGAGCAAAGGAGGCUGGGAGGAGUUCCACGCCUGCCAUAUCUUCGCGAGGGCGCACCUUGAUCUCUGGCGAGCAAAGAGGUUCGCAAGUCUCGUUACCGACACCGGGCCCAGCCAAGGUGACGCAAAGAUUGAUUCGGUGCAGAAUGGCCUCCUCCUCUUGGCACAUCACCAUGCUGCCUUUGACGCCCAUCGCUUUGCCGUCGACGUCGAUCGUGGCUACGAGAUUUUUGAUUUUACUCGGGACGGAGAAAGGCACGGUCGACGCCUUCUCCUCGACCACCUAGGCGGCGAUGAUGCAAGUGUCCGACCACUCGACGCCCUCCUCCGCGAGCACUUUUGGCAGGCCGUCCUGGCCAACGUCCGAGAUGCCUCGGAGAUUUACGAGGACGACGGAGACGACGACUGGACCAACCCCGACGGGCUGCGCAUGGACAACGCGGCACUGCACAGCACCGACUCCGGCCGUCAGAGGCUCGAGCUCGAACUGGGCAACAGACUCAACCAUCUCGUCUCUUAGUCCUUACCCAACUGUGUAUAUAUUCCGCAUUCAUGGCUCUCUAAUCUACAUUUUUUUCCAUCAA